GGGGCGGCGGCGCCCCCGGAGCCCGAGAGGGCGCGAUCGAGGCUAUAACUCCGCGCACCAGCCCGUCGCAGCGCAGCGCGGUUCUGCACUCAUCGGAGCCCUCAGCUGCUGUGAGCCGCGGAAUUGCCGUGCCUUCCGGCUUGCACUGUCCUGCUGAGUGAAGGCUGCGCUGCCGGGGCCAGCGAGACAGAGGGAAGGCAGACAGGCAGGCAAUCGCGGUGUGCGGGCUGUUAGGAAGAGAGAAUCCAAGUCAGGCGAGCCGGCCAGCGGCUGCCCUCCUGCUCCGCAGAAGUGAGGAGAAGACACCUCGGAGGCAACAUGACGGCGUGGCUGAGCUUCCUCGCCGUGUUCCUCUGCAGCUGGAGCCUGCGGGACUUGGUGACGGAGGCUUGUACUUGCGUCCCCAUCCACCCGCAGGACGCUUUCUGCAACUCCGACAUUGUGAUACGAGCUAAAGUUGUGGGGAAGAAGCUCAUGAAAGAUGGACCAUUUGGAACUAUGAGAUACACAGUCAAGCAGAUGAAGAUGUACAGGGGCUUCCAGAUAAUGCCACAUGUUCAGUACAUCUACACAGAAGCCUCUGAGAGUCUUUGUGGAGUCAAGCUGGAGGUCAACAAGUACCAAUAUCUGAUUACAGGCCGUGUGUAUGAAGGGAAGGUUUACACUGGCCUCUGCAACUGGUAUGAGAAAUGGGACCAGCUGACUCUGUCCCAGCGUAAAGCACUGAAUCAUCGUUAUCAUCUGGGCUGUGGAUGCAAGAUUAGACCCUGCUACUAUGUGCCCUGCUUCGCCACCUCCAAGAAUGAGUGUAUUUGGACAGACAUGAUCUCCAACUUCGGCCACUCAGGAUACCAAGCGAAGCACUAUGCCUGCAUCCAAAGGGCGGAAGGUUAUUGCAUCUGGUAUAGAGGAUGGUCGCAUCCAGACAAAACAAUAAUCAAUGCCACAGACCCCUGAGCACGCUGUCCCUUCCUUAUCUCCCCUCUCCCUUACUUGUGGCUGAUCUUCCUUUGGACACUAACUCUUACCAGAUCAUGAUGAUGACAAUGAAAUUAGUGCCUGUUUUCGUGCAAAUUUUAGCACUUCGAACACUUAAAAAAGAAAAGGAAAAAAAAAAAAAGAAAAAAAGUCUGUGCUACCUUACUGAAUUUGUAAUCACCUUUUCCAUUUUUUGAUACCACUCAUUUUGAUCAGAUGACAUUUGAGAGCUUACUUUUGCACACCAGAGGGAUAAAUGGGAGAAAAAAAAAAAAAAAAAAAAAAGAAAAAAAAGAUGGAGCUCUUGCUCUCUUACACGUAUCAUUAGCUGUAGCAAUAUAACCUCUAUUUUUUUAGGAAAACAAAAAUCUAAAAAGUAUGCCGAUUAGGCACUGUAUUCUAUGCGCUGGCUUCCUGUCACCCCUCCUCAUGCACUAAGUGCUGAAAAUACGUAGACAAAUCAAUUUGAAGGAAAACAGGUUUCAUUAAACAGAUUAGCUAAUGAAACAAACGGAAAAGAAACUCAGCCUAAACUCUGGAAAAAAUGAUUGUCCAAAAGACAUGCUCCUCUCUGGGAGAGAUUGGCAAUGUGAUUGACUGUAGCAGUGGGAGAAUUCACCUGAUGUGUCUGACCACAUCAUCUGGUGAAAGCAUUGUUGACUGAUUGCCCUAGUUAAUUCAGUCAGUGUAAAUGCAACAGCACAUUUAAAGUUCUGGCUUUCCCCAGAACAAAAGAGAGUAUUUUGUGUUUUUGUUGUUGUUUAAAAAACAAAGGCCCCAUCCCCUAUGUUCAGGGAGGUAAAUCCACCUACAGCAGAGCUGAUGAAGUGCUGUGCCAUCCUGUUUUGAGCAGCAUUGGCCCCUGAAAUUUUUGCAGCUUAGCUUCAACAACAGAGAACCAGCUUGUGAACACCUUAAACUAAACAGAUGCAAAAAUUCCAACCGUAAACCAAUCACAUGGAAGAGGGAAAGGGGAGACUUGCUAGAGCUCUUACUGUAAAAAAAAAAAAAAAAAAAAUCUAUUGCCAAAAUAGUGUUUUGCUGAACUAAGAUGUAUAUACAUGUAAUGACAUAAGCUAUUUUUGACAGGACAUGGAAUCUUUUUGUGUGUUGUAAACAAAAAAAAAAAAAAGAAAAAGAAAAAAAAAAAAAAAGAAUGGUUUGAUUGUGUUAAAAGACAGAAAUAUUGACAUUCCAAGUCAGUGAGGAGUUUUUAAGGUAUUGAAGCUCCCAUGUAUCUGCAGUAGUUGCUACAGUCAUUGUUUCCUCUGUACCUCAUUGCGCCACAAUUCCUCCCCUGCAGCUACACUAGCUGCGUUUGUUUAUAUAGUGGAAGGAAGUGUGCGUGUGGGGGCUAGGCGAAGAAAAGUGGUCUCCUAAUAAGUGCUGGCUGGGAUCGUAAAAUUUCAGCUGCCCAGAGGAUUCCUUCUGUGUCAAGUGCUGUGUUUCCCUCUAGGCACAGCUCUGUGCUUGUGCUCACACCGUGUCUGUGUCCUGCAGUGAUGUGGGAGGAGGAGCCUUACUGUCUUGUGCUUUGCUGUUGACUGGAGAAGUUUUUUUUCGUUCUAUUUUGUUUUUUUAUUAAGAAAACUAUAAUAUAAUUUUUCUUAUCAAAUAAAAGUAUUUUAAGUUUUAAUGAUGGUGAAGAAGGGGUGCUGACAAAAUGGGUGACUGAGUUUUGGACGGGGAGGGCUUGGGCAGGGAGAAGAUUAUACUUAACUUUGGUUUUGUAUUAUUAUAAUUAUUUAUCUUAAGUUUCCAUAUAUCUUCAGUUCAUUCCACUUAGAAAGCAGAGCUGCCACCAGCAGGAAGAAGCAUUGCAGUGAUUCCAGCCUGGGGCAAUACAGCGUUUUAUAGUCAGUGACCUCAAUUACUGAAGGGUUGUUUGGGGCCUCUGCCAAAUGUAAAGGAAGGGGUGUCUGAGAUGGGCCCUGAUGUGUUUUUAUGUUCCUUGUGAGCUAUUGGAGCUCUGCCAGACCUACAUCCCCUGAAAUGCCACAUUUACUAGAUCAAUUGUUGCAGCAGAAAGCUUGGAGCUUCAUUUUUAACAUGAGCUUUAAAGGGCAUUUUCAAAGAGUUGAUGUAAAAGGUGUCUAGGUCUGCUGUGUAUCUUUUUUUCAGCUGCUCCGAGUGGCAACGCAGCACAAAAAAAAUAAUCCAACACAACAUUGAAAGUAUGUUGGAUUCUCCUGUGAUUCAGACUUGGAAUGUGUUUGAAAAGUCCUCUUCCCUGUGACAGCUCCUCAAUUACAGGUUGGAGAUGAGAGGGAGAGUAGGGUGCUUCACAGCACCCAUCACAGGAUCGGGUGGUGGGUCGCCCCUUUUGGCAGAGUACGGGGUUGGGCUUUGGGCGCAGCGGAGCGAUCUCUGUUGGAGCCGUGCAACCAGACAGAAUCUCUGCGGGUGCACGUGCAACCGCUGACAGAAUCUCUGCGGGUCACGGAGGGAGGGAGGAGCAGGCCUCGCCACCCCCCGUCUGCAUCACGUGGAGUCAGCAUGGCUGGACAUGGCCCUCCUCAUGCUCAAGGUGACAUCGCAAAGCUGAAGUCUCUUUAACCUAAAGCCACUUUUCAUGGCUUUGGAAGGCUAAAUGAAAACGCCUCUUGAUGCAGUGAAGUGUUGAUUUGAAUUUUCAUGAAACUGUAGCUCUGUAUAUUUUACCUGUCACUGAUUCAUUUAGCUAGCUGAGACAUCACAGUAUUGCACUCAAACUAUCGUGAAAAUAUUUGCAUUCUAAUGCUAUGAGGACUUGUGUCCCUAAGUAGGAUAUAACGUAGCUAUGUGCUUUGUAAACAACAAAACAGCCGCCGUGUUACCACAAAAUGAAGCGUAUUCCCAUUUUAUAUUGCAGACGGUAAAAUAUUUCUGAGAUGCAGACAGCCAGACUGGCAGGGGUGGGGGUUUGGUAGCAAAUCUUACCUCUUGCUGUGUAAAGAAACAGUUGUUAUGGCUUUUAAAAAUGUGGAGCCAAAAGGAGGGGGAAGAAUCCAGUAAAAAUACAUUUCUUUUGGGAGGCUUCUUAAUUUUGUUUCUGUGCGGGCUAUCAGGGACGUGUCUUUCUUGGGCUAAGCUCUAACUUGUUCUUGCAUUAAGAACCUGACUGAUGGCUCCCUUAAGUGGGAGGGAGCCAUUAAAUGGAUUGAAUGGGCUCUAAAUCGGAUUCAAACAUUUCUUCCUUUCUGUCUCCUCUCUUCUGUCCUGCAAAUUCACUUCUGCCUGCCAAUGGACAAAACUCUCAGGCUGUGCAAUGUGUGAGAACACCAGGCAUAGAGAUGUGAGGAGGCAGGCGUGAAGUUCUCCCCAAAAUGUUAGGCUGUGGAGCAUACAAUGGCUUACUGCAGCACAAAUAUCUUCCUGUCACCUCUGACAUGCCCCUUGCUUCACCCCAUAACCUAAGGUUAAAGGGGAACUGUCAAUGACAUGGCUCCUGUGAGCAUGACCUUUGGGCAUGUACAGGAUGAGGGCUUUCCCCAUCAUUUAUUAAAUAUACCAACAUUAUUGAAAGUAUUUUUUAAAAUGCAUAGCUCCUUUCCAGACUGUUGCUGUCUGCCUUUUUUUAAUUGAUAGACAAUUUUCCUUAUUUGCUUGACAGUGUUUUCCCCUUUAGGAUUACAAAAAACAUGAAAAAUGUAUUGAAGGUUUGGGAAAGAUUGGAUUUAAUUUGCCUUUUCCAAAGUGGAGGGUGUUGAGAGCAGGAGAUCUGUGCAUGGAGUACCUUGAAUGAAGUCCUCUGGUGGGAGGCUUCUGCCUCCCCUGUAUGGGAUAAACCUGCCAUUUUGGGUCUAAAUUUCCCAUGUUUUGAAGACUUACGUGGUCCUUUAGCUUAGGACUAUUUUAAAACCUAAAUAUAUCACCAUAUCCCAUUCAUGCUUGGCUGGAGUGAAAUGCUACAUCAGGGUGACGGGAAACAUGCCGGUUUGUUUUUUGCAGUAAGGACUGUUUAAAGUAAAGGCCUCCAUGGGAACAAGUUUCCAUUCUUUCAGAUGUCUCUGAAAGUAUAUAUCACUUACGUCUUUUGUAGCUUAAAGGGCAGAACAAAAUUUAGGGAACAACAAAAUUUAGGGAACUGCAAAAAUUGUGUCUUUUUUUUUAGAAUAAGUAUCUUUUGGGGCUACCAGCCUUGAGAAAAAUCUUAAAAAUCCACUAAACAUUUUUUGCUGCUUGACUGGCUUCUCCUCUCUGACACUGUCCUUCCUUCAUAGAGCCGCUCCGCUGUUCCUGAUAGUCAUGGAAACUUGGGGAAGGAACCAAACCCAUGUGAAAAAUCUUGUCCAGAAGGAAUGUAUUUGUUGCUAAAUUUUCUAGCACUGUUUACAGUUUUCCUCCAUGUUAUUUAUAAAUUUUAUAUUCAGUGAAUGUAUAUUGUCUUUUAAGGUAAUGUUGCAUAAUGUUCACUUUUUAUAGUGUCCUUUUAUUCUAAACAGUAAAGUGGUUUUAUUUCUAUCACAGA
This is a messenger RNA of Columba livia (rock pigeon), 5428 nucleotides long. It is a transcript of the gene TIMP3, whose product is annotated as TIMP metallopeptidase inhibitor 3. Gene Ontology annotation, biological process: negative regulation of endopeptidase activity; negative regulation of membrane protein ectodomain proteolysis; response to cytokine. Gene Ontology annotation, molecular function: metalloendopeptidase inhibitor activity; protease binding. Lineage: Eukaryota; Metazoa; Chordata; Aves; Columbiformes; Columbidae. The record is from RefSeq and is a predicted model, not a curated record. The transcript is spliced from 5 exons. The coding region runs from base 319 to 957 and encodes 212 amino acids. Gene Ontology annotation, cellular component: extracellular matrix.